UGCUUCUAGUCUCAGCCCUUAAAUGGGUCAAUUUACUUCGUAUCCGGGGUCAUCACGUGUUUGAGCCAAUUCUUCAAGCGCCUUGAACACCGUUCCCAACAACUAUUUCACUACAGUGAGCCUGCCAGGGACGCUGUUGUGAAAGGAAGCAGAUUUACGUCAAAUGACCCCGGUGUACAAAAUCUCUGAGAACUGACCUAAAACUGAGAGGUUUGUAUUUGACACCGAACUCCUGAGACUUGCACUGAGAACGAGUGCCUUUUCGUCCUCAUCCUUAUGAAGUUUCAAUAAAGCCCAUCACAUCGACAGCGUGUGCGUCAGCGCUGUGGACUCACCUCGUUCCAAAGAAAAUACUUGUCUUUCAUUUGGUCGUAACGCCCUUGAAGGAGCAGGAAAGUUAACCUGGCACGCGGAUUACCCAGAAUUUGGGGUGCAUGCAUCAAUGCCAAGAAAUUUCAUUAGGGAAACUCUGCCCAAGGAAAACGCGACUUCUCUGUGGAGGAUGGAUCGCCCAGUCCAGGAUACACGGUCAGCAGUGAACAGGCCCAUGCCUUCCAGAGAUCACUCCUCUUGCUCCAGCCUAAAGAUGUUCCUUGUGGCCUUGUCCUUUGCGUAUUUCGCCAAGGCAUUGUCGGGAAGCUAUAUGAAAAGCACAAUAACCCAGCUGGAGAGGCGCUUUGACAUCCCCAGUUAUUUAGUUGGUGUCAUUGAUGGGAGCUUUGAAAUAGGUAAUUUGCUGGUGAUUGCGUUUGUCAGUUACUUUGGGGCCAAGCUGCACAGACCGAAGAUCAUAGCAGUGGGGUGCCUGCUCAUGUCUUUGGGGACUUUCCUCAUUGCAUUGCCACACUUCAUUAUCGGACGCUAUAAGUUUGACUCAUCGAUUAGAUCUUCAGUGAACUCAACCAAUGUCUUCUCUCCAUGUCCAGCAAGCUCACCUGGUGGGCUCUCUGCAGGUGGCAACUCCUCUGAGGUGCCUACAGCAGGCUGUGAUCGAGAAUCCAGUCUGUCCAUGUGGAUUUAUGUUUUUCUGGGGAAUGUAUUACGCGGAAUAGGGGAGACUCCCGUUCAGCCUCUUGGAAUCUCAUACAUAGAUGAUCAUGCUUUGGAAGAAAAUGCAGCAUUCUACAUUGGUUGCGUCCAGACGAUAUCGGUCAUUGGUCCCGUGUUUGGUUACUUGCUGGGAGCUUUGUGUGCCAAGAUAUAUGUGGACAUUGGAUUUGUCAACAUGGAGAGCAUUACCAUAGCACCGGGGGACGCGCGCUGGGUGGGGGCCUGGUGGCUGGGGUACCUCAUCGCAGGGCUCAUCACUCUGCUCUCGGCCAUCCCGUUCUGGUUCCUGCCCAAGUCGCUGCCCAUGCCCGUGGGCAAACCGUUGGAAAAGAGCCCCUCCGAGCACACCAACUCCAUCAAGGAGCACAAGUACCAGGCAGACGAACCCGCCAGCUGUCUAGAGAUGGCCAAAGACUUUGUGCCAACAUUAAAGUCUCUUCUUGGAAAUCCUGUGUACUUUUUGUAUCUCUGUGUGACCAUUAUCCAGUUCAACUCCCUCAUUGGCAUGGUCACAUACAAGCCUAAAUACAUAGAACAGCAUUAUGGACAGUCCGCCUCUACUGCCAACUUUUUGAUGGGCAUCAUAAACAUCCCCGCCGUCGCUUUGGGAAUGUUCUCGGGAGGCGUGGUCAUGAAGAAGUUCAAGCUGAGCAUCAUGGGAGCGGCCAAAUUUGCGCUGGGAACGUCUUUGUUGGGCUACUUCCUGUCCCUCUUCUUCCUGGCCAUGGGCUGCGAGAACUCCAAAGUAGCCGGCAUAACCGUCUCAUACCAAGGUGUGGAGGGCCUCUCUUAUCAUGAGAGUGCACUGUAUGUAGAGUGCAACAGUGGCUGCCAGUGCUCGGGGAAGGACUGGGAUCCCGUGUGUGGGGAGAACGGGAUCACGUACAUCUCUCCCUGUCUGGCCGGCUGCCACUCGUCUAGCGGCUCCGGGAAGAGCACAAUGUUUGACCAGUGCAGCUGUGUUACCAUGGGGAAUAUGACAGCUCGAGUGGGCCUCUGUCCAAAUCGGAAUGCCUGUGACCGCAUCUUUCCCUACUUCCUGGCCCUGUCCGUAGUCACCUCCUUCAUCAUCUCACUGGGUGGCACGCCAGGAUACAUGCUCCUCAUCAGGUGCAUCAAGCCACAGCUGAAAUCGUUAGCAUUGGGGUUCCACACACUGGCCACAAGAACCCUGGCUGGCAUCCCGGCACCUAUAUACUUUGGGGCCAUAAUUGACACCACCUGCCUGAAAUGGGGCCAGACGAGCUGUGGGGGGCGAGGAGCGUGCAGGAUCUAUGACACCGCAGCAUACAGGACCGCCUACCUGGGCCUGACACUGGGCCUGCGUGCCGUCUCCUUCCUGCUCUGCAUCUGGGGCUUCGUGGUGCUCCGGCGGCACGUGCGGCGGCAGGAGCGCGGACCGAUGACCAACGGCAACGCAGCCGGUGCGGUAGCGGCCGCCGCCGACGAGCUGGAGGCCCUCAGGAAGGAGGAGACCGCCGGGGCGGCCAGCAGCGACCAGUCCCCACGGAACUCGGACUGCUACCCGGAGCGGGAGACGCGCCUGUGAGUCGCCCAACACCCCCCCCCCCCCGUCUCUCUCCCCCCCCAACUCCCCACAGCACCCUGCUCUGCCCUUUCAGCCUCACACCUUCCCAGAUCACACCGACCGCAGGCCAGCAGAACAGGGAAUCUUGGGCUUCAUCCAACAGAUUUCACACAGCAAAAAAGAAAAACUGCAACCCAUACAGUUGCAUACUCACUUAUAUAUUUGUACUGGAUCCAUGUAGGUGUUGUGAAAGAGGCCAUCCAUUUUUUUUAACAAAGAUGAAAAGAAAACUCAUGAAUGUCCAUGCUGUUUUGAAAAUGUAGCAAUGAAUGUUGAUUUCAGGUUUUUUUUGGUUUGUUUGUUUUUUGGUACUAAAUUUUAUGAACAAUAUAAUAUAUAUUAUAUGUUUUUGUCAAUGGUCAAUUGUAUAAACAAUCUUUUUAUAAUAUACACUAGUAAGAAUUAAGGGUUUUGUCUGUAUUUUUCUAGAAACCAGAACACAAUAUGCUGCCAUUGUGAGUGAAGUUUGGCAGGGGAUCAUACAUUACAAGACUAUGAAUGGAAAUGGGUCAGGUGAAGUUAAGGCCUAACUAUUGUGGGGAUGUGUACGUUGGCCAAGACGUUCAAAAGCUGAUCAACAAACAGUGCUGGGGGGUCUUGUACACAGGCAUCCUCAGAAUAGCCAUGUUGAUCUAAGAUGUCGCGACCACCCUUUCAUGUCUCUCAAUCAGGGCCUGAAUGUGAAACAAUGGGUGAAUGGACGCCUCCGAUCAGUGCUCUCAGCGCUAGGAAAGUUUGUGUGUGUGUGUGUGUGUGUGUGUAGAACGCGCAGUCCUAUCCACCCUUCACUUUGAAAACCACUCCUGGUUUCCUCCGGGCUGUGGUUCCUGCCUGGCUGCCCGUUUGUUUUCAUUCCAGCAGGAGAGACAUUUGUGUGAAGUAGUCAGAGUCAACAAGCAAUCAGUCAUUCAUCUCAGCGAUCAGUAGACAGAGAAAGAGAGAGCGAGCACUUUUUUCCCCAAGGCAGCCACACAGAAAGGACAUUUCGCUGCAAGACUGAUGGUGUCCACACGGGGGCAGUGUUGGGUCACAACAUAUUUCUAAUGAAGCACUACAUUAUGAUCUCAGAGCACGGACUAUGCAUAAUAACAAAUCUUAGUCAGAUCAUUACUUCUUAUACAACUAUAGUACAUAUAUAGUUUCAUCAAAUGCCUAAGAAGUCGACCUCUGCACUGUGCGCUGAUAACAGGUAGGCCUUGACUCUGAACAAAUGUGGAGUAACAAUGUUGAAGAUUUCUUCGCAAUCAUUUGCCAUUGCAGUUUUUUUAAAUGUUUGUAUGAAAUAUAUUGUCUUUUAAGACUGCUGUGCUGCCAUCAGAGAAGUGCUCUAUUCUAUGGACUUUUUUCCUUCCCUGACAAUUGCAGUGAGGUAUAACAGUGUGGACGUGUGCACAAAGAUACUUAUUUGCCUUCAAAGGUGCACAAGUGUAUUAUCAUCUCUGGUGUUCAGUGUGUGUGUGUGUGAGUGUACUAGGAUGUAUGUGUUUGUAUUUGUGUUUGGUCGCACAUGUGCUCAUGUGCCAAAAAGAAAAGAAAAAUCAACAGUCUACUCUCAGGUUGGUCAAUCACUUGUUCCAGAAAAUUACAAAUAAUCAUACUUUUAUAUAUAGCUGUAUAGAGAUUUUUGUUUUUUUUUUCGAUUUUUUUCAUUGUUAAAAAGUUCUUUGGCAUAGCAGAUCUUUGGGAACUGCUGUUGAUAUUUUUCGCCACUUGAAGUUUACCAGUAUGAACCAAGGAUCUUUUGAGUCUUUCUGACUUGUGGAGCAAUUAAAAUGAACGGCAUUUAUUACUUGCUUUAAAAAUUAGAAUGUACAUAGUUUUAUUUGCUCAUUUAUUUUUGUACAAAUUGUACAAUUGUGAACAUCCUGUGAAUGUACAUGAUGCACAAAUAAAGCGUUUAUUAUAUUGA
Molecule: messenger RNA, 4547 nt
Organism: Alosa sapidissima (American shad)
Lineage: Eukaryota; Metazoa; Chordata; Actinopteri; Clupeiformes; Clupeidae
Gene: slco1c1
Product: solute carrier organic anion transporter family, member 1C1
Exons: 16
Coding region: 443-2599 (718 amino acids)
Biological process (GO): transmembrane transport; sodium-independent organic anion transport
Cellular component (GO): membrane
Molecular function (GO): protein binding
Source: RefSeq, a predicted model, not a curated record